Myripristis murdjan (pinecone soldierfish) is the source of this 2571-nucleotide messenger RNA. RefSeq names its product RAB18A, member RAS oncogene family (gene rab18a). The transcript is spliced from 7 exons. Gene Ontology annotation, molecular function: GTP binding; GTPase activity. The coding region runs from base 143 to 757 and encodes 204 amino acids. Lineage: Eukaryota; Metazoa; Chordata; Actinopteri; Holocentriformes; Holocentridae. The record is from RefSeq and is a predicted model, not a curated record.
UGCAGUGUGUUUUCUUAGCAAGAAGCUGUCAAACUAUCUCUGCUGCAAGCUGUAAACAGGGGCACAAGUUAGUAAAAAACGUCGGUUUUAACACACUGUGUUGGUUUGUGUGGAGAAUAAAGCAGCCAGCCAGGAGAGGACAAUGGAAGACGACAUAUUAACGACGCUGAAAAUCUUGAUAAUCGGAGAAAGCGGCGUUGGAAAGUCCAGCCUCCUCUUAAGAUUCACAGAUGACACAUUUGAUCCAGAGCAAGCGGCAACAAUAGGUGUUGACUUCAAAGUGAAAACCAUCGCUGUGGACGGUAACAAGGCAAAGCUGGCAAUAUGGGACACUGCAGGCCAAGAGCGUUUCCGAACCCUGACGCCCAGUUACUACCGCGGAGCCCAGGGAGUCAUCCUGGUUUAUGAUGUCACUCGACGGGAAACUUUCACCAAGCUUGACAACUGGCUCAAUGAACUGGAGACGUAUUGUACAAGGAACGACCUCGUGAAAAUGCUGGUGGGGAACAAAAUCGAUAAGGAAAACCGCGAGCUAGACAGGAACGAAGGGCUGAAGUUUGCAAGAAAACAUUCCAUGCUUUUUAUAGAGGCCAGCGCUAAGACGAGGGACGGAGUUCAGUGUGCAUUUGAAGAGCUGGUAGAGAAGAUCAUCCAGACUCCCGGGCUGUGGCAGAGCGAGACCCACGGCCGAGGAGUCCAGCUCACUGACGAAGAUGCUGGUGGAGGAAGCUGUGGUGGCUACUGCUCUCUGGUUUAGACAACACAUGCGCAGAAACAACACGGACACACACAAGCCCACACACACACACACACACACACACACACACACACAGGUGUACACAUGUGAAUAUUACAUAAAAUGUCACACUCACACGCAAACAUAUACAUACACACUCGAGAGAAGAAGUCCCCCCGGUCCCAGUGUGUGCUGUCCUGAGCUGAGCUCCCUCCUCAGACAUGAAGGCCGUGGUAGCCGGUGUCCCCAGAGGUUUGAGGCUUGUCCCUCCUCACUCACCACCUGUGUUCUCACAGACAUUUCUUUUUGCACACUUUCCAAUACCAAGGCUGUGCUAAACUGCUCAUACAGCUCAGCCCUUCUCUCGCUCCUCUCUUGAGUAGUAGUUUUGUGUAGUUGCAGGACCUAUGUCAAAAUGGUACUUAUUUCUCUGUUCAUGCUUUAUGGUUUAAUUGUAAUAGGACAAGAAAACAAGCCCAGUGCUGUAACCCUCAGUCUGGCGGGCUUUAAUUUCUGAAGUAUGAUAAGGGAAUGAAAAAACUGUUUUGACCCAAGUUGUCUUACUCGUCUCCAGCAUGCUUAUCGUCCUCCUUGCACCUUGCCCAAGCAAACACGACAGUGUCAAAAGCAGGGCUGACUUUUCCCCAAGUGUUUGUCCUUUCUCCGCUCAGUCCUGUGCUUGAUCUUGCCUUGUCCCCCGGCACAGCACCCGUCAACAUGAUGCUGCUUAUGAAGAAGCUUAUCUAGCCAAGCUGUCUUGUAUUCUUCUCAGUUAGGGUCCGGGAUCAUGUGUCUCUGUUGUCCUCACAACUGCCUCCUUUGUUCACAGUAUAAUAGAAUUACCAAGUGUUUGGAAUGACGUUUUACUAGUUUUAAUGUGUCAGACUCCAAACCUUUAAGUAUGUUUUUGAAGAGUGCAUAAAUCAAAGAGAUUGGCACCGUCAGACGUUCCUUUGGGUGCCCAAAGAAAAGAGAGAAGCUCUUAAAAUUGCACGCCUUGUUUUGUAAGUAGUUGCUUUAAUGGGGUGUGACCUGCUGGCACUGCCUCACUCAGACAGAUAAUAUCAGUAAUAUCACUAGCACUGCACCAGCCUUUCAUAUAUAGAUCCCCUCAAGCUGGACGGAGACAAAGGAAAAGUGUUCAAUAUUAAACAGGGCAGUGAGUCAUAAGGGUGUUUCCACUGAAAUUGGAAAAUCAAAGAAAAAGCCUUAUGCUCCACAUUACUAAUGUAUUUCGCAGUACUCCUAUCUCUGCAUUUGUAUCCGAGAGGCAGUUGUAAAUGUACUGUGCCCCUGACCUCUGAUUAUGUUUGCAGUAUUUGAGUGCUGGUGUAUGUGUUUUGGGAAAUUCUGGGAAAUUAGUUUUGAGAGCGUGAUCUGUGACAGGGAUGGUGACACAGAUGCCUUUAUGUCUUAGUAGAAACAGGAUGUGUACUUUUUAUCUUUUUACUUGCAUGGGAAAAAACUUUAUUUUGUGUCAUUCUUUCAUGUUUGUUUGUCCAUUAUAUGACCUACAAAGACUAUUAAUUCUGAACAUUUUAAAAAAUAGGAUUAUAUUAAGUUGUACAUUGUAACCCCUCAUACAGGUUUACCAUUGGAAUUUAAUGGCACAUUUGUCUCAAAAAUAAAUAAAUUACUUAAUCAUUAAAAUUGCAUAAGUCUUUUGACUGUUCAGAAUUUGUAUGUGAAAGUGUAUGGAUAACUUGAAAACUGAUGUGUAAUUUAGGUAUUUGAUGAAAUAAUUUCUUUAUGAAGUGUAAAGCUGAAUGUAUACAUAUUUCACUACAAACCGCCCUAUGUAUUAAACUAAAUAAAAUACUUUUUUUUAAACAAUU